AUGAAUCAAGACUCGACUUUCGAUACUAACGGCACCAACUGUACCGGAACUAUCAAGUUCUUGUACAGUUACGGUGGUAGAAUUGUUCCCCCGUCGAUAGAAGGGCAUGGCGGCAUGUUACGUUAUGAGGGUGGUCAUACUAGAAUCCUUUCAGUCGAUCAGUCCAUUUCAUUUGCAGAGUUGAUGGUGAAAUUUGGAGACUCGUGUGGAUAUUCGGUGAAUAUGAAGUGUAAACUACCGAAACAUGAUUUGGAUCAACUAGUUUCAAUCAAAUCUAAGGGAGAGCUUAAGAGUGUGAAGGAAGACUACGAUAGAGCUUCGCCAGGGGAGAAAAUUAGAGUUGUGUUGUUUCCUAUACCUGUAAAACAAAUCUCUCCUUCUCCUCCUACAUCUUAUGUCGAUUUUCCCUCAGGAUGCAAAUCCUAA
This is a messenger RNA of Fraxinus pennsylvanica, 426 nucleotides long. Lineage: Eukaryota; Viridiplantae; Streptophyta; Magnoliopsida; Lamiales; Oleaceae. The record is from the annotation of a GenBank genome assembly.